This is a messenger RNA of Anopheles funestus (African malaria mosquito), 3419 nucleotides long. Its product is annotated as zinc finger CCCH domain-containing protein 13-like. The record is from RefSeq and is a predicted model, not a curated record. The transcript is spliced from 2 exons. Lineage: Eukaryota; Metazoa; Arthropoda; Insecta; Diptera; Culicidae. Bases 783 to 3155 code for a protein of 790 amino acids.
GGAGAAAAGAGUGGACAAUAACAAACAACAACAUUGCGAUACGUAAAUAAUCCGCGUGUAGCGACGCAAUUUUUAUCCAUUUAGUGCGUACUAGCGGAGAUAAAAACGUUCCAAUACGAAGCGUAAAUUGUUCUGUUAGUUGUUUUAGUUUGGCUGCAGUAAUAUAGCCAAUAAUACCUUCCUACAGUAGCUUUAGUUCAGUGUCUACUUUUUCUUUACCUAAAAUUCCUUUGUGUGUUGGCAGUUUGCUGAUCUGGCCAGAUAUGUAGCAUUAUCUUAGAAGGUAAAUAUUUGCACUAGGUUUGUGAAAUUCAUGCCUGUAAAAGCGUUUUCUUUUGAAGAGUAAACGCCUUGAUCGUUAGUCAGGUAGCGGAUCUUAAGAGAUCUUCCCAAGUGUUGGUACAACUUAGAGCCGCUCAAAAAUUUUUAGACUUUUGACUGUACUUUAACGGUCUUGCAAACCUUUUUGUUCCCUUGUCGGUGCGAUAUUUCAUUUCUGACCAUAGAAGUUAAAGUGGAAACGGGUAGCAAAGGGACAACAGGGUAAGGGCACGUGCCUUUCGUUCUAUCCAUAUGUAGAAUACUACAUGCCGACUCUUUGAACCGGUUCCCUGCUUGGAUGUUUUGUAAUAAAAAGAAGGCACAUAGUUAUAAAUAUCUCUCUCAGAACGGACGUGUCGGCUCCUGCGCACAGCGCACGCAUCAACAGUUAACAAGGAACAGCGGAGGUUAAUAAGAAUUUACUUUCAAUUUUGCUGACAGUAUUCUGAAGAUCAGCUACGAUGGAAGAACCAGAUCGCGAUUCGGCAAACCUCGAUGAGAAAGUGGUCAACGACCCACUGACGGCAUCGCACAGCUCGGAAGAGACCGACAGCUGGACAUUGCUAGGAAAAGGCAACGAUCAGCAGCAGAACGAACCGAGUGGAGUGCAGGAGAUCGAUAAAGAAGAUGUGGCUGCGGAGAAAGGAGCUGGCCAGACCACCUCAAAGCAGCGUCAUGAUAGUCACCGAAGCACUGACUCACAGCUAGACGAAUCAUCCGAUGGAAUCAGCGUCAUCAGUGAGAUUGAUACGGAUAGCUCCGAUAAGAUGCUUACACAGGAGGAAACGCUUGGCGAUCAAGGAUCCACGGUUCAUUUCAGCCGGAAUAUUAAUCUCAAGCUGCCGGUUUAUGCGCCUCUAACACCGCCCUACACCCCAGACGAACCGAAACCAGCAAGGCGAGAAACAAAGGAAACCAAUACAGAUUUACAGAUCAAACGCUCGGACGAACAAACGGUAGAAGCAGUGAAUUCGAUGGUGGAACAUUCCCACCCCCCUGUAAGCAAUGCCAGCUGGGUCAUAUUUAGUCUGAUAGCCACCGGCAUGGUCGCGGUUAUACUCGGUAACUCAAUGCGGCUACAGAACCGAGUGGAGGAGGUAAAUUUUGAGCACGAGAAACGCAUUUCCGAACUGGAGCUGGAGAACAAUAUUUUGAAGAACGAGAUGAACAAACUGCGCCAUCUCUACACGCGCUCGGAGUUAGACGAGCAAGUUCAGCGGGCUGAAUUUGAGUGGAGGGAUGUCCUAAAUCAAGACCCAGCCGGUGAAACCACGGAACCGUUGCAGGACGCUGAAUUUGGUGAGGAAACACCGGCACCGCCACCGAUGAGGAAAGUGCCACCCCAGGAUGGUGGUGUGAAACGGAAGGUAGUUUGGUCGGGAGACGAAGAGGAACCGAUGCUAAUUGUGGACAAGGAUUACGUACUGCCGGCAUUCUGCUACAAGCAAGAUCAAGCCGUGCACGAUGAUCUGUUCUCUGAGUAUAGUGCAAAGUAUUGUGACAUUAAGAAGCGAAAGAUCGAAGCCAAGCAGAAAAAGACCGAAUUUCAACAGAAAAAACAAUCCAAGCCGGAAAAUUAUAACAAAUUCAUCCAUCCCAAAGCUUCCGAGCAAUCGCAAGAGAAGCGGAUCGACCCUGGCAAACCAGCCUCACCAUUUAACAUUGACUAUCAGAAAGCAUUUGAUGCGAUCAAGGCAGAAGGUAGUGUGAUCGUGGAAGCUUUGGGUAGCAUUUUGGAUCUUUCACCCGAACCGGAAGAAAUUGUGAAAACGAGUGAAACGCCUGCCCCAACAGAUUCUCCCGUGUUACCGGAUGCUGAAGAAGUGGUAUCAAAAUGCUUCGAAAAUGGCUGCGGAGAAGAACCUAAAAAGCAAAGAUACGAAGAUCACAAACAGGGAAAACAUUGGGAAAAUGAGUACGAUAGAAAAGAGGAUAACUCAAAGAAAAGGGAAGAAAAAGUAUACAACAAACAGAACGAGCAUAAUAUGCGUUCAACCCAUGAAGAUGGUCGCAAACAAAAGAGUGAUAGCCGUGAAGAAAUAAGACAAUAUGAUAACAAAGAAAGAAAAAAGGAACACUGGGAAAAGAACAAAUAUGAACAUAAAGAGCAAGAAAAACAGUAUAACAAACAGAAGGAGAAUAAUAUUCGAUCAGCGCACGAAGAUGGCCGUAAACAAAAGAGUGAUAGUCGUGAAGAAAUAAGGCAUUAUGAUAGCAAAGAAGGAAAGAAGGAAUAUCGUGAAAAGGAUAAACAUGAUCACAAGCGGAAAGCUGAUUAUCACUCGGAUGAUAAGUAUCGCAAAAAUUAUCACCACGACGACGAUGAUGAUGAUGAUGAUCAUCAUCACAAGAAGAAGUAUAAGCAGCGUGAAGAGUUUAAGGAGCGUGACUAUAAAGGACAGCCUCAUCGUGGUGACCAGCGGCAUGGGAGUGGUGAGCGGCCAAAGCAAGCUGCUUACGAUUCCGGUGAAGGAUCUUACCUAGAUGAAUAUAAGCGAACGGAAUGGACCAACGGCGAUCGGCGCCGUGACGAUCAUCAACAUUAUGACAAACACCACAAAAAGCAUGAUCGUGAUCAGCGCCAGCAACGUGCCGAUGGGGAUUGGAACGAAAAGAGAUACAAGGGCAGAGAUGAAUACCGCCAGAAUGGUGGUAAACAUGGAGAACGGGGUUCCGGCGAGCAGCAUUGGCAGGAGCGCAUGAAAAACGGACGACAGGCCGCCAGGGAUGAGCAGAGGCAGCAGAUGGAACGGGAAAGUAACUGGUACUUAGAGAGAGGAAAUCAGCGCGAAGAGGAUCGAAUGUUUUCACAGCCAGACAGUCAAACGCGAUGAAUUCGGUGAUCGUUCGUUCGUUCAUUCGUUCUGUUUUUUUGCAGCUUCGAAACCAAAUAGUAAUGACCAUCCUAUCCGCUGCUUUUAGUUUUGCUUUUACUUUUACGUUACAUUGAAAUCAGUUUGUGCAAUUAAUUUCAUUGAGUUUCUACUUUGCGAGCUAAAUGCUGUUAAAUGUAAGCAUUAGCUGCUAUCGAUGCAGCUUAACACAUGUUUCAACAGCAGCAUUAUAAUAAAAGUAUGUGAUAUAUAAGACUAACCAAA